CGGACAAUGUAACAAUUGGCACAUCUUUCACAAAACAUGACCCAACUAUGCCGGCCAUCGACGCACACAAAGGCAAAGGUCGCAGCACGCCCCGCUCCCAAAGUGGAUGCUCCAACUGCCGGCGCAGCAAAGUAAAAUGCGACGAGAAACAGCCAGUCUGCACGCGUUGCUUACGGAAAGACCUGCACUGUAGUCGAAACCCCCUCACUUUGAAGUGGGAAGCCGAGUACCAUGCUCGAGGUCUCGCAUUUGGCCGUACGGGCGUUUGGAGAAAACAUUCCUCGACCAAGGAGGCUAGAAGAUGUACUGCUGGUCAGACUAGCCUUGCAACUCCUAGCAUCAGUCAGUGGAGCUUCCUUAACACAGAUAGCUCAACUCUACAGCAUCUGCUGGAUCAGGGUGCUGCUGGCUCGGAAGUUGUGCUCAUGCCUGCCAGGAAUGUCAAGGUAUUUAGAAGCACCCCGAGUAUCAGACCCGCGCCAUCGGUCUCACCCAUCGUGAGCAAUCUGGAGCAAGGCUUCUUUUUCGACUACUACAUCAACCAGAUCUGCCCACGUACCAACCCCAGCCAGGUCUCUCAGUCACCAUUUUCAUCUGUGAUUCUCCCCUACUGCAUCUCCGGGCCCCCGGCCGUGAUCAAGGCUCUAAUGGCUUUAGCUGCCUGUCACUGGGCCCAACAAGAUUCCCGCUACGCCGUCCACGCCCUGAGGCUCAAAGCCCAAGUAGUGGCUGACUUUCGACGUCGCAUCGCGAGCGACAACCAAGCCUUUCUCCUAUCCCCCGACCCCGAAGUUCUCGUCCUGAUCAUGCUCCUCUGUCUCUACGAGAUCGUAGACCACUGCGACCGACGAUGGAUCGUCCACCUCCAAGGCGCAAAGGACAUCAUUCUUCUGCGGCGCCAGCAGCUACCCCAAACCACAGACCCGAACCCAGUCUCCGAGUUUGUCGAGUUGUUUUUUGCCUUUCAGGACGUGAUGGGCCGCACGGCCUGUGCCAAGGCGGACCUUUUUGGAUCCAGCUACUGGCCCGAAGACGACUCCACCAUCAACGACUGGAUGGGCUGCAGUCCGAGCCUGGUGUCCAUUCUAUUCGCAACCAUGGACCUGAGUCGCAACCGACGAAAUGUGGUGUCCACAUCCGAGGAACUGACCUUUUGCGCCCGGGCCUCGAACCUCCAGCGUCGACUGGACAACCUGAUCCAGAGGCCUGCGGUCGGCCGAGAAGAUGAGAUUCUUUGCAUAGUGGCCGAAUGCAAGAAGCUCAGUUGCCAAAUAUACAUCCAGUGCGCGUUACAUGGGGCAGAUCCCUCCACACCGUCGAUCAAAGCCACAGUGAAGAAGAUCCUCAAAGGACUGUCGAGCCUCGUUGCGAAAGGAGGUGCCAGCCACGCAAUGUGGCCGCUAUUUGUCGCAGCCGUGGAGUUGGACCCGCUCGACGAUGUUAUUCUUCCUGACUUGUACACUGGCAUUGAUACACAUGGCCGUAGAGUCGUUUUACAGCUACUCACGGAGAUGGCCAAGACCAGUGUCUCCAGCAUUUCUCGCACGCGGGCGGUGAUUGAAGGGGUCUGGGAACGUCGGGAUUUUUAUUUGCACGGUACGAACGGGGGGAGGAAGAGUGGCUUGAAUGACUGGGAGCAGUAUGUUGUCCCGGGGAGUGAUGCGUUGAGCUUAGUGUGAGGGUCAUACUUCUAUACUUUAUGCAAGCGAACAUGCUUAGAAUUGGUCGCAAUAGGAUAGAGCAUUAUACAUAAUUCCAG
Aspergillus sclerotioniger CBS 115572 is the source of this 1759-nucleotide messenger RNA. RefSeq names its product Zn(II)2Cys6 transcription factor. The transcript has a single exon. The record is from RefSeq and is a predicted model, not a curated record. Bases 48 to 1679 code for a protein of 543 amino acids. Gene Ontology annotation, molecular function: transcription cis-regulatory region binding; DNA-binding transcription factor activity, RNA polymerase II-specific; zinc ion binding. Lineage: Eukaryota; Fungi; Ascomycota; Eurotiomycetes; Eurotiales; Aspergillaceae. Gene Ontology annotation, cellular component: nucleus. Gene Ontology annotation, biological process: positive regulation of transcription by RNA polymerase II.